Messenger RNA from Sapajus apella (tufted capuchin), 1437 nucleotides. Its product is annotated as actin-related protein T1. The transcript has a single exon. Gene Ontology annotation, biological process: regulation of DNA-templated transcription. The coding region runs from base 193 to 1323 and encodes 376 amino acids. The record is from RefSeq and is a predicted model, not a curated record. Gene Ontology annotation, molecular function: chromatin binding. NCBI's taxonomy places the organism in Eukaryota, Metazoa, Chordata, Mammalia, Primates, Cebidae. Gene Ontology annotation, cellular component: nucleus.
GAGACAAGAUUCAGAGGUUGAGGAUGGGUUCUCCUUGUAGACUGAAGGCAGCCUACUAGUUCUACGUGGGUGAUAACCUGAGAACUUCGGAACCCUGCAGCUUAAAAAAUUCUAAAGGUGCCUGUCAUCUCACAAAGUGAUGUAAGUGUUCUUUCUUUAUUUGGGGGUAGUCCAGAAGAGCAUGCCACAGACAUGUUUAAUCCACACAUAUUAGAUGUUCCUGCUGUAAUUUUCGACAAUGGUUCAGGACUCUGCAAAGCAGGCCUGUCUGGAGAGCUUGGGCCCCGCCAUGUCAUUAACUCUGUCUUGGGAUAUCCUAAAUUCAACAAGCCUUCAGCAAGACCCAAUCAGAAGUACUUAGUGGGGCAAGAAGCCCUGUACAAGUAUGAGGCCUUAUAUUUGCACUACCCCAUUGAGCGUGGACUGGUAACAGGAUGGGAUGACAUGGAGACACUCUGGAAACAUCUCUUUGAGUGGGAGCUGCGAGUAAAGCCUAGCCAACAGCCUGUACUUAUGACCGAGCCCUCUUUGAACCCUAGAGCAAUUCGAGAAAAGGUUGCAGAAAUUAUGUUUGAGAACUUCAGUGUGCCUGCUUUUUACCUGUCUAACCAUGCAGUGGCAGCGCUCUAUGCCUCUGCCUGUGUCACAGGCCUGGUGGUAGACAGUGGUGAUGGGGUCACUUGCACUGUCCCCGUCUAUGAGGGUUACUCCCUGCCUCACGCAGUCACCAAACUCUAUAUGGCAGGGAGGGACAUCACAGAGCACCUCACCCGGCUCCUCUUUGCUGGCGGGUGUAACUUCCCUUGCAUCCUUAACAAGGCCGUGGUAAAUAACAUCAAAGAGAAGCUGUGCUAUAUCGCCUUUGAGCCAGAGGAAGAGCUACGCAAGUGUCGGGGAAAGGUCCUGGGGGCAUACAGACUGCCAGAUGGACAUGUCAUCAACUUUGGGGAGGAGCUGUACCAAGUGCCUGAGGUUCUUUUUGCGCCUGACCAGCUGGGCAUCCACAGCCCAGGACUCUCAAAAAUGGUCUCCAGCAGCAUCAUGAAAUGUGACACUGACAUCCAGAAGAAUCUUUUUGCAGAAAUUGUGCUCUCUGGGGGCACCACUCUCUUCCCUGGGCUGGAGGAAAGGCUCAUGAAAGAACUGGAGCAGCUGGCUUCCAAAGGUACUCCCAUCAAGAUCACUGCUUCUCCUGAUAGAUGCUUCUCUGCAUGGAUUGGUGCAUCCAUCAUGACCUCUAUGAGCAGUUUCAGGCCGAUGUGGGUCACCUCUGUGGAUUUCAAGGAGUAUGGGACAUCUGUGGUUCAAAGAAAGUGCUUUUAAAGAUCCUUGAGCAGAGGGGACAUCUUGAAGUGCCAGAUUAGAGGAGUCCCAGUGGGAGGUGGCACUUUCUUCUGGGCUUCAGCAUGAUGCUCAAUAAAAGUUUCAUCAUUUCAA